Capsicum annuum is the source of this 2962-nucleotide messenger RNA. Its product is annotated as cation/H(+) antiporter 15. The coding region runs from base 202 to 2646 and encodes 814 amino acids. Gene Ontology annotation, cellular component: membrane; endomembrane system. The record is from RefSeq and is a predicted model, not a curated record. Gene Ontology annotation, molecular function: antiporter activity. NCBI's taxonomy places the organism in Eukaryota, Viridiplantae, Streptophyta, Magnoliopsida, Solanales, Solanaceae. The transcript is spliced from 3 exons. Gene Ontology annotation, biological process: regulation of pH; proton transmembrane transport.
ACCAUCCAUUUGUACGUUGUAAUUUCUGAAUACAACAAACACCAUGGCCAGAGAAGUUUUUGUCAUUUCUCAACCAAUUCUCAUUCAGCUAUUAUAGAAUUUAGCUUUCCAUUAUAUGCACGGAAAACGCAAGAAGGGCCAAAGGUGGCAGCUUCAACUGUCGCCGUAGUGGCCACAGGAAGGUGGUGGAAGAAAUAAAACAUGGUUAAUCCAGAUUUCUUGAAACCCCCUGAAAUUGCAACGUAUAAUGUUCGAGGGAGUCGACCAGCUGCAGGUGUUGAGAAAUUAUGUUAUCUCACUGAUACCGUUACAGACAAUGGCAUCUGGGAAGAAAUAAAUCCUUUGCAAUCCAAACUCCCAAUCUUCAUUUUUCAACUUGCUAUUGUUCUUUCUGUUACCCGCCUUUGUUUGCUCUUGCUCAAACCUCUCCGUCAACCGCAUUUUGCUGCUGAGUUGCUGGCUGGUAUACUGGUGGGAUCAACAGCAAUUGCAAGUGAUUUUGUACGAAAACAUGUUACAGUACUGGGUUCUGUGUUUGCAGCCUCUCGAAUUAUGAUGAUGGAAACCGUAGGAAACCUUGGACUCAUUUAUCAUGUAUUUCUUCUUGGAUUAGAAAUGGACUUGAGAGCAUUAACAACUGUUGGCCCCAAAGCCCUUUGCAUUGGUAUCUCUGGAGCUCUUUUCCCCUUUCUUUUUGGAGCUUCCGUGUACACUUUUGUCCCAGAGUAUCCAAAGACUUUUAGGUGGGGUUGCCUUUAUUGGGGUGUAGCACUCUCAGUCACAGGCCUUCCUGUUAUAGCUGAAAUCUUUGCAAAAUUAAAGCUCCUCCAUUCAGAAAUUGGAAGAAUAGCCAUGUCUUCAGCUCUUGUUAAUGAAUUUUCCUCUUGGGCUCUCCUUGUACUCUCAUUAGCAAUAACAAGUAGCAACUCAAGUACGUACUUGUCAUUGCUUAGUGCUGUAGUCUUCAUUAUUUUCAGUAUUUUUGUAAUUCAUCCAGCACUUUUAUGGGCGAUUGGGAAGACCCGAGAAGGAGAAGACUAUAGUGAAGCGACAGUUUGUACUUUACUCACAACGGUCUUGGCUUGUGGGUUGAUCACUGAUAUAUGUGGAUUGAGCUCAUUGCUUGGUGCAUUUGUGUUUGGUCUUAUCAUACCACCAGAUUUGUUGGGGCAUAGGUUUGUGUUGAUGCUACAAGGUUUUGCAUCUGACUUACUGCUGCCUCUUUAUUAUUCUAGUUUAGGAAUGAGGACUCAUCUUGGGGGAUUUAACUGGGAGGACAUGCUUAUGAUGGUUCUAGUUUGUUUCUUGUCUUUCAUACCCAAGAUUGUUUGCACUAUGGCUAUUUGUUACUUCUAUAGGAUGUCGUUGCACGAAGGAUUUACUCUUGGAGUUCUGAUGAACACCAAAGGCCUGAUAGCUGUCCUGUCAAUGAGCUUGGGACGUGACCAUACUGUCAUGAAUGAAGAUGGAUUUGCCAUCAUGUUGUUUACUAUUUUUUUUAUGACCAUAGCAACAUCGCCAGUUGUGAACUUCCUCUAUAGACGUACUAAAAAGUUCUUACCAAGCCAACACAGGGUGUUACAGAACCUAAAACCAGACGCUGAGCUCCGAAUGCUUACCUGUAUUCAGGAAGUACAAACUGUGACUGGAAUUGCUGCACUUCUAAAAUUCUCUCAUUCCUCCAAAAAGUCCCCGAUUUGUAUCUUUGCUCUUCAGCUCAUGCAGCUUAAAAAACAUACUACUGCUCUGCUCAUUGUUCAUGGCGCUGGUGGGACUAGCUCAGAAAGCAUAAGUAGAGUAGACGGACAAAUAGACCAAUUAAUUGCGGCAUUCAACAACUUAGAGCAUCAAUGUCCAAUGCUAUCUGUUCAGCUAUUGACUGCUAUAUCUCCGUACAACACAAUGCAUGAAGAUAUAUGCAGUCUUGCUGAGGAAAAACAGGUGACACUAAUCAUUCUCCCAUUCCACAAGAGACAGACUAUCCACAAUAACAUGGAAGAAACGAAUCUUGCUUACAAAGAUGUAAAUAAUAGUACUUUAGCAACUGCACCUUGUACUGUUGGUAUUCUUGUUGAUCGUGGUUUUGGCACAUUGUUACCUACUAAAGUAGAUGAUGGUAAAGCCCGGAGUUGCAGAAUUGCCAUGAUCUUUAUAGGGGGGCCUGAUGACAGAGAGGCGUUAGCCUAUGCUUCGCGCAUGGCGAGACAUCCGAUGGUAGCUCUAACAAUCUUGAGGUUUAUUGCUGAUGAAAGUUCAGCACAAAAUGGUGAUGCAGAUCUAUCUCUCUCAAUGGACAUUGAAGCUGAAAAACGAGCCGAUGACAUUUUGAUAAACGAGUUUAGGCACAAGGUACAGAAUGAUGUGUCAGUUGAUUAUAUAGAAGAGAUGUCUAGUAAUGGGGCAGAAACUGUGAAAAUAAUAAGAUCACUUGGUCAGGAUUUUGAUCUCUAUGUAGUAGGAAGAGGAUUGAGCUUCUUUUCGCCGCUCAAAGGUGGUUUAGAUGAGUGGAGUGACUGCCCAGAGCUAGGGUCCAUUGGGGAUCUGUUGUUGACAUCAGACUUUUCCUCCACAGCUUCAAUUUUAGUGGUGCAACAGCAUGCACAGUUUAAUCCUGGAUCAUCAACUCAAGGAAAUUCAAUUCUAUGAUACAUUAAAUACCAUGCUAUUAUUCUUGUGAGGGUUGAGAAAUGAUUUAGCAUUUAGCUAGCUUGUACAUGAAAUUUUCUAUUUUUCAUUUUUAGAGGGAUUUUUUUCCCCUCUAAAUAGCUAUCUACCUUGAAUUUAAAUUUCUUAUUUAUGUAUUCUUUGAUAGAUCCACUUAUAAUUGAGGGUGAUCCAAUGAAAAUAGUUGUGCCUCACCCCCAAACAAAAAGUUGUGAUCGGUUACAUAAGUUUUCUUCUGUACUUAGAAUCUUCUCAUGUCAACAUAUAAUAUACACACCCAUCGUCCCAAUUUAUAUGA